Molecule: messenger RNA, 1098 nt
Organism: Alternaria arborescens
Lineage: Eukaryota; Fungi; Ascomycota; Dothideomycetes; Pleosporales; Pleosporaceae
Exons: 1
Coding region: 1-1098 (365 amino acids)
Source: RefSeq, a predicted model, not a curated record
AUGGGUACUAUGGCUACGCCUACACUGGCAUACCUCCCAGAGCAUUCACAGAUUACUGGUGAUCAGAUACUUGAGAGACCUACCAUUCAGCGUUCGCGCACAUCUGGUACCUUGUCACCUGCUCGUGUACUCUCACGUCUACCAUCGCCAUCGCGCAAUCGUGCCAGUACUGCACCGUCCUCUCGACCAGGCAGUCUCCGUCGUACCAAGACCGAUGUGGAUGAUGCUAUUCGCGAAUUGAACACCAUCAUUGAGGAACGCCGUGCCAGCGCGUAUCGCACGAACGCUCAAUCACCCGCGCUUGUCAACCGUCCCCCACCCUCUCCGUCUCACCACGUGCCCUACAUCGCGCCAUCCAUGCGCAUGCAUGUCCGUUCCGAAACUCUUUCGGAUAUCGGCUCUGCGUUCUCUGCCCCUCUGAGCUUCAAGCCGCUUCCCCCCACCCCAGAGGCAGGCACCCCAGCCCGCCGGGCAACAAUGGGACUCAGGCUCGCACCACCUUCCUUCUCCCACACCGGUCCCUUGAACUCGAAUCCCAUUACACCACCACCACCCGCCACGCCCACUACACCAAUCGCCCGGCUAGGAGCCUGGAUCAAGCGCUCGACCUCCACUCUGGCAUCCAGCUCGCGUCCUACAACCCCGAAAACCGCCGACUCCUUUUACAAGUGCGAACCGCAUCCCGCCCUUCCCACCUCGCCUUCGCGUCCUUCAACUGCAGGAUCACGCACACUACACAUACGUCAAGAAAGCCAAGAGAGCAACGGUACAGCUACCGUUACACUCUUCUCCACAUCAUACCCUUCCACCCGCUCAUCCUCGCCAACCAACUCCCUCUCCACCGUCGCUACAUCUUCGCCACCUAGAAAGCUACGUCGUGUUCCUGCGCCUCUGACACUUGUCAAGGAGAAGGAGAUUGCUGCUGAGGCUGGCUUGUUGAGUGGAAGAAGUACAAGGGGUUUUAUGAAUGAGAAGCCGCCUAUGAGCCCCAACUUUGAUCUACUCAAGGGUAUGGAGAUUAGUGCUAAAGAUGUUGGUGUUAAUGGAAGAAGAAGCUUGAUGACGCUUAGCCCGGGAGCAGUAGGUGUUGCUUUUUAG